UUGUGAAUCAAGAAGCUGUCAUGUGAGAUAAAAUCUGAGCUCGACCCCGCACCACUGGUAGCUUUUCUUGGCCGUACCACCCUCUGUGAGCUCCGCGCCCUUCCUCCUCCUCCCUCACGUUGCUACUUCCAGCCUGUAACUUGUUAAUAGGGCCUCCAUGGAUAAACAAAUUGCCCAACUUCAUUAACCAGCCAUCUACUUCCCGUACUGCCACUUAGCUUUUUGAAACCAGCCCUCAGCCAACCUCCAUAAGCUUUCUCUUUCCCACCUUCCGCAUAUUCAAAGCGCUUCGGACAUAAUAGAUCAGUGUGGUUCAUGAGUCCACAAAUAAAGCAAAAGUGCAAUCUUUCUUAUUUCUUAUAUUCCACCCCCUGAUUCGCACAAAUUCUUUCCACCCCUUGAUAAAAACACCAACCUGGUUGCCAAUAAUCUGGGCAAUUUUCUCCAUGAGUUGAUGGAAUAGAUGUCGGAUUGUCUGCCGGGUCCAGUUUGCGUGAAACGAGCAAAGACGACGAAGAAUCCUGUUCCUUUCACACCAAUUACCCCAACAUCCCCAAGCUAUUCUCGCCAGAUCAAUUUUCCUUUCCACCUGAAAAGUGAGCUCCAACCACUCCAGGAAAGAACCGGCCGUCUGCCCCACCUGCUCAAAAUUACUCCAGCCCAUUGCUCGCCAAGAUUCAAUAGCCACUGUACAACGCACAAAGCAGUGAAGCAAUGAUUCUUCUCCCCCUCCACACAGUCCGCACCUUACCAGACAUCCCACCCUUCGGCUAGCUAGAUUGACAGUAGUCGGCAGACAACCAACCCAAGCUUGCCAGAAAAAAGAUUUAAUCUUUGGUGGGAGUUUCCAGUUCCACAUCAAUGCCCAGCCUGUCCAUAAAUCCUCCUGAGACUCGCCUGUGAUUUUCCUGUAACAUCUACGCACUGAGGAUCUGCCCCACUCUCCCGUCUCCAGAUUAGUUUAUCAGAGUAUAUGAAAGAUCUUACGUAUCUAGAGAAGGAAAGAAAGAUACAUCCCAAUCGUCACAUUGAUGCAUUUAUGAAGGCAUCAUCAGUUAGCAGUGGAAAACACACUGUGUGUACAUAUUAUAUUAUGAAAGUACUUGGUCUUGACAUUUGUUCAGAUACUCUAGUUGAAAAUGAGAUGCUUAUGGGUGUUUCAGGUGGAAAAAAGGAAGAGCGUUACAACAGGAGUAUUGAUUGUUGGGCCAAGAAAGACUCUGUUUAUGGAUGAAAUAUCUACUGGACUUGACAGCUCUACUACAUACCAUAUUGUGAAGUGCAUAAGGAAUUGUGUUCAUCUAAUGGAAGGAACCAUCUUAAUGGCUCUUCUUCAGCCUGCCCCAGAGACAUUUGAUAUGUUUGAUGAUCUGGUUUUGCUUUCCGAAGGAUAUGUAGUGUACCAUGGUCCACGAGAUAGUGUUGUUGAGUUCUUUGAGUCAUUAGGUUUUAAACUGCCACCUCGUAAGGGGAUUGCAGAUUUUCUUCAGAAGGUGACUUCAAGGAAAGACCCGGCACAAUACUGGGCUGAUCAUUCAAAACCAUAUGCUUUUAUUCCAGUUUCAAAAAUUGCUGAAGAUAUUGUCAGGCCUUGGAGUCUUAUCUGUCAGGUCCUUAUGAAGGAACUGGUGCUCAUCAUUCAGCUCUCUGUGCUAAAAGGUUUGCAGUCUCUAACUGGGAGCUCUUUAGAGCAUGUUUUUCCAGGGAACUGCUUCGUUUUAAAAGACACAGAUUUCUUUACUCUUUGCCAGGUUGCAUUUGUGGGAUUUCUGACGUGCACAAAGUUCCUAAGAACCCGGUUACACCCCACUGAUUUGGUCAACACAAAUCUGGGAAAUGAAAUACUCCCUCCGUCCCGAAAAGGUUGGCCAAAUUUCCUUUUUUGGAUGUCCCAAAAAGAUUUGCCAUUUCCAUUUAAAGUAAGGAAUAUGUGGCUAAAAUUAAUACUCUCCCCUCUGCACAAAUUUCAACCACACAGUUUUUACUUUAUUAAUCCACAUGAAAGUCAACUUUGGUCAACCUUUUCGGGACGGAGGGAGUAUAAAACAAAUAACCUUCUGAAGAAAAUCUGCAAUCCCCUGACGAGGUGGUAGUUUAAAACCUAAUGACUCAAAGAACUCAACAACACUAUCUCGUGGACCAUGGUACACUACAUAUCCUUCGGAAAGCAAAACCAGAUCAGCAAACAUAUCAAAUGUCUCCAGGGCAGGCUGAAGAAGAGCCAUUAAGACGGUUCCUUCCAUUAAAUGAACAAAAUUCCUUAUGCACUUCACAAUAUGGUAUGUAGUAGAGCUGUCAAGCCCCACAGAUAUUUCAUCCAUAAACAGAGUCUUUCUUGGCCCAACAAUCAUCUCUCCUGCAUUGACAUGUCCCAAUUAUGGAAUGAUCAUUCAACGCUAUGAGCCUAUGAGCACUGAAGAAUAAAGUUUCUCAUUAACUACGGAAACAAUUUUAUGUCAAUGUAGUUUUCUAUGUCAGUAAUUUUCAAUUGUUCAUUUUCUUGUUUAGAAGGAUGAACAUUUUUGUCAUCACAUAUACAUUCCUGUAUUUCUUGAUUUUUUGUCUUUCAACCAAGUGAUCUGCUACACCUUUUGUGCAUAGAAGAAUGUUUUUUAAGAAUGUGUAUAGAAGAAUCAUUCGCAAGAGAUUCUUUAGAACUCUCGGUUUUGAUUCUCACAGGGGCAUUCAUAGCAGGAUUAUGUGACUUUUUCACUUUACUUGUUUGUAUCUGUAACUGUAAAUGCAUAAGGCUACAUUAUCUGUAACUGUAUAAAUGAAUUUUGCUCACAUAAUUUUGUUUUUGAGUAAAGGUGAGAUAAUCCUGUUGCAUUCAA
Molecule: messenger RNA, 2834 nt
Organism: Cuscuta europaea
Lineage: Eukaryota; Viridiplantae; Streptophyta; Magnoliopsida; Solanales; Convolvulaceae
Source: the annotation of a GenBank genome assembly